AUGCAUCAGAGAGAAUAUGCUUUGGAACUAAUUUCAGAAGUUUGCUUAGCUGCAUCCAAACCAGCAAUAACUCCGAUUGAUGUUAACAUCAAAUUAACCUCUAAGCAGAAUGAUGACUGCAUUGGUAAGGCAGAAUGUUCAGAAGAAGAAGACAGAUUGGCUGAUCAAACUUCCUAUCAAAGACUAAUAGGAAAACUACUAUAUUUAACUGUAACCAGGCCAGACAUAGCAUUUGGAGUUCAAACUCUUAGCCAAUUCCUUCAACAUCCCAAAAGAUCACACAUGGAAGCUGCUUUAAGAAUAGUGAAAUUUGUUAAAAGUCAGCUAGGGCAAGGGAUUUUGCUAUCAAGCACUCAGAACAAUACAAUCACUGCUUUUUAUGAUGCAGAUUGGGCUACAUGCCCUUUGACUAGAAAAUUAGUUACAGGGUUCCUAGUUAAGUUGGUAACUCCUUAG
This is a messenger RNA of Nicotiana attenuata, 456 nucleotides long. RefSeq lists its product as uncharacterized. The transcript has a single exon. NCBI's taxonomy places the organism in Eukaryota, Viridiplantae, Streptophyta, Magnoliopsida, Solanales, Solanaceae. The record is from RefSeq and is a predicted model, not a curated record. The coding region runs from base 1 to 456 and encodes 151 amino acids.